AUGACAGAUGUCGACGCUGGCAACACCGUGACCGAUUUCUUGGAGCUGGAACGCGCCAGAGGAAUCACCAUCCAAUCUGCAGCCAUCACGUUCCACUGGCCUUUGCCGCAGAAUUGUGCAAAAGGCACUCGCCCCAAGAUCGUCAACCUCAUCGACACACCAGGCCAUCAGGACUUUCGCUUCGAAGUGGACCGAUGCUUGCCUAUUCUAGAUGGAGCUGUGUGUAUCAUCGACUCUGUCAAAGGCGUGGAGGCACACACCGAGCGGGUCUGGUCUUCAGCGCAUGAUUUCCGCAUCCCGCGCAUCGUCUAUUGCAACAAGCUUGAUCGUGAAGGUGCCUCCUUCCGAAAAAGUGUUCUGGAGAUCGGCACGCGACUCAAGGGAUGGCCUCUGGUCUGUCAAAUUCCAUGGUGGGAGAAGGACGAGUUCGUUGGGGUCAUUGACAUCGUCGACCGCAUUGGAUAUCGCUGGAAAUCCGAGCGGGAAAAAGUGCGGUACGAGUCGGAUGCACUGAAAGAGAAAUUGACCUCGUCGAACAAGGACCUGAUUGCUGAGGUGGAGAACGCCCGGCAGCGGCUUAUUGAAGGGCUGGCGGACUUUGACGAGGCCAUCAUGGAGGAGUUCCUAGCUGAGAACACGGACAUACCUUCUGCCAUGAUCAAACAGGCGAUCAGAAGGGUGAUACGGACAGGCGAUGGCUCAGUCAUACCCGUGUUCGCAGGCUCGAGCUUCCGGCACAUCGGCGUUGAGCCUUUGAUGGACGCCGUCACAGACUAUCUUCCCAGCCCACACGAGCGACCGGAUGUUGAAGUUCGAAUAGGUGGCCAGAAGCAGAAGCUUCUGGCAUAUCUCACGGAGAAGGACAAGAAAGGCACCAAGGCUACAGUUGCCUCCGUCGCAUCCGUCUUCAAGGUGUUCAACCACCCCAAGGAGGGUGUCAUAAGCUUCGUCCGCGUGUACCACGGUUCGAUGUCGAGGAACGCCUCCACCUUCAAUACACACGUACACGCGACGGAGAGGCCGAUGGGCAUCCUACAAAUAUCAGCCGAAAAGACCCAGGAGGUCCAGGAGCUCACGGUUGGACAGAUCGGUGCCCUUCGUGGACUCAAGCAGUCACGCACGGGAGACACCCUGAUCACGACGGUGGGCAACAAGCCUACUGCUGAUAUCUUCAAACACAUGCAAAUCCGUCCUCCUGAGAUUCCGCCCCCGGUGGCAUUCUUGCAAGUCGACCCGUUUGGGAACUUGGCUGCGCAGGAGCUACAGGUAGCCUUGGAGAAUGCGUCGCGAGAGGACCCAAGUCUGCGGUGGAGCCGGAACCCAAAGACGGACCAGUUCACUAUCCAGGGUAUGGGCAAGCUGCAUCUUGACGUGUCCUUGCACAACAUGCGACAAAAAUACAAGAUUGACGCCGAGUUUGGUGCGAUUGAAGUCGACUACAAGGAAUGCCUCAUGGAGCCGGCGCCGCCGCUCACAACCGUCUUUGACCGCGCUGUGGCGAGCAAAGCUGGCAGGGUGACUUGCAACGUCGCUAUCCGCCCCUUGACGCCCGAUGAGUUUGAAGCCGAGGCACAGAAUGCGUUCGAACGGGACGGCAAUGUCUACGAUAUACAGAUACCCGACGGUGAAAAGUCUUUCGAUGUUGAGGAGACGAGACAUCAGCUGCUCAACGGUGCAAUAGCCGGCAUGGCGAGUGGUCCAAGAAGGGCCGCGCCGGUACAUGGCAAUCUUGUCAAGGUAGUCCUGGACGACUCGGAUGGUGCCAUUGCCACCCCAACUGGCGGACACUUUAGCGGUGCAGCGAGAGCAGGCGUGCAGGCUGUCCUUCGCGGCGCACUAGAGAGGCACCAAAUGGGUAUCCUGGAGCCCAUCAUGCUCGUGCAUAUCCUCUGUCCCGAAGCCGCAGCGGGCACCGUGCAACACGACGUGACAGCCGGCGCAGGCGGUGCCAUUCUCGAGGUCAACGACCGCUCUGCCGAAUCGACGGGCGACGAGCACAUUGAUGUUUCCAAGAUAUACGCACCGCCCGACCCUUAUGAUUCUGUCACGUCGCUCCGUGGCAAGAAAUCCAUGGCCAGGGUGACGGAAAUCGUCGCUAAGGUACCCUACAAGGAAAUGUUGAACUACGACGACCAUCUUCGAAGCAAGACGGCCGGCCGGCAUUCCAUGACCAUGUCCUUUGACUCCUUUGCGCGAGUCGUGGGGCAUCGCGAGAAGGGGCUUUGA
Molecule: messenger RNA, 2226 nt
Organism: Emericellopsis cladophorae
Lineage: Eukaryota; Fungi; Ascomycota; Sordariomycetes; Hypocreales; Bionectriaceae
Product: Ribosome-releasing factor-like protein
Exons: 1
Coding region: 1-2226 (741 amino acids)
Biological process (GO): mitochondrial translation; ribosome disassembly
Cellular component (GO): mitochondrion
Molecular function (GO): GTPase activity; GTP binding
Source: RefSeq, a predicted model, not a curated record